Molecule: messenger RNA, 555 nt
Organism: Dentiscutata erythropus
Lineage: Eukaryota; Fungi; Glomeromycota; Glomeromycetes; Diversisporales; Gigasporaceae
Source: the annotation of a GenBank genome assembly
GCUCAUGCUUUCGCAAACCAAGCUGAAGAAUUUGAAGAGAAGGAAUUGUGGGCUAAAGCGAUGGAAGCCCAUUUCCACGCUGCUGACCAAUUUGUUUUGACAAUAAGUUAUACAUCAGAUUCGGAGGUAGCGCGAACUUUAAAAUUGCUGUACGCUACCCAUAACCGACAAGGCAAAGAAUUACAACGUCGUAUAGAAAAGCAAGCACAGCAAUCUCCAAAACAACCACAAGAACGACUAAGUACACCAACAUCCAUAGAAGUCGAUCAAAAUCAGGGAUCGUCUUCCACGCUACCAACAACGUAUUUGAGUUCUCAACAUGCUCUGGGCGUACAGAUACCAUCUAAUAACAAUGAAAAGAUGCUAGGUGUUCCAAAAGAGAUGACGACAACAUCGACUGCCCCAAGUAUCUCGUUGGAAGGUUCAUCCUGUUAUUUGUAUGUUAUAGCUACAACUUCAAUAGGUGUUUCAAAAGAGAUGAUGACAAUAUCGACUGCCCCAAGUAUCUCAUUGGAAGGUUCAUCCAGUUCUGAGAAAAUUGGUGACUCUUAUAUG